AUGUCUGAAAAACACUGCCUAGAAGCAAUCGACAUCGCUCUAGAUGCAGCGAGGAAGAAGAGAUACAAUACACUACAGAGCGAGUCCCCGUGGUAUGAGCCAUGGAACGAAGUCCUGUGCUUCUUAGGGACCAACGCCAGUACCAAGUUCACACUCAGAUGGGAGCCAUCCGCCCCUAUUGCGGGGGUGGGGCAGGUACAAAGGAUGCAUCCAAAGGCUACCGCUCUGCUUGCGAAACCAACUGGGACUGUAACGGAGGUCACCUUGCAUGUUCAUUAUGAUCUUCGUCCGCAAUACCCGCUCUGCGCUCUGCGACGUGCCUCCGAGGACCCAUACAGAAGCAAUGACAAGAACCUCACCAAAGGGCGCGCAACAGACGAGAAACGGGAGAAGACAAAGCAGCCCGACUCCGUGAUCAUCAUCUGGUGCUGGGUGGUGGAUUCAAAUGGGACGGAAAUACAAUGCACCCGAUUAACCGCUCUCACAGUCGAAAACAAGCGACUGAAGGAUUUCUACAGACUAUCUGAUGAUGAAGCCGACAAGAGGGCAUUGAAGACGAUAGAAGAGACGCUCACGCGACAGAUGCCUUAUCAGGCCAAAUACGCCUUUAAUUCCGACCCCUCCCUGGAUUUCAUCCAUUCAAUCGGGGCUGCGGCUGAUCGCUGGCGAUUGUUCAAGUACAACAGAAUAGGCUUCAAUGACCCAUUUCCUUGUCGCAUUGAUCGCGAUUCGGCAUUGACUGAUGAAGAUGUGUAUGAGGGUGUCGUAAUCGAACGGAUGGAUCUACUGGACAGACAAGUGCGGCGGAUGAGGGGCGAAGACAGUUUGGACAAGGAUUUGAAGGGAGUCAUGGAUACGAUAGUCUUACCUGCUAUACUGGAAGUGCUGAAGGAGAGGGUACUGGAGAAGCUAGGUGCCGGUGAGUGGAGUCGCAACGAGGAUUGGAAGCUUCAAGACAUCACAGAGCGAUGA
Molecule: messenger RNA, 972 nt
Organism: Gloeophyllum trabeum ATCC 11539
Lineage: Eukaryota; Fungi; Basidiomycota; Agaricomycetes; Gloeophyllales; Gloeophyllaceae
Exons: 1
Coding region: 1-972 (323 amino acids)
Source: RefSeq, a predicted model, not a curated record